AGCUCAUUUCAAUUUAUAGGCUUAUCGCUGUAUUUUACUUAACCUCGAACUCAGAAAUUUCGCGCCGGUUUAGUUGAAGUUUGGCGCUCUUGCGCACAGUAAAGUAGAUCAUCACUUUUACUCUAUCUGUCUCAAGUAUGACUUCAUUUUAAAUAAAAAUGGCGACCAUGUUACAUCGUGGUGUGAAUUUUGCGGAAAGUUUAGUACGAAAAAAUGGAAUUAAGAUUUUAUCCGUAGCACCAUGGCAAAACACCCAAACACGAAAGCUCAAUGUCUUGGAGCAUAUAUCCUUCAGCAUUUUGCAGGAAGGUGGCAUACCGACACCUCCAUUUGGCGUGGCAAAAUCAUCAGCUGAAGCAGCUAAAAUAGCUACGGAUUUGAAAACAAAUGACAUUGUACUCAAAGCACAAGUUUUGGCUGGUGGUAGAGGGAAAGGCCAAUUCAAAUCGGGCUUGAAAGGCGGCGUUCGAAUGGUUACAACGCCAGAGCAAGCAGAAAAAAUAUCUUCAAAAAUGAUCAACCAAAUAUUAGUAACUAAGCAAACAGGUGAAAAGGGUCGGAUAUGUAAUUCGUCAUGGUCACAGAAAGAAAGUUUCCCCGAGAAUAAUACUUUUUGGCCGUUAUGAUGGAGCGAGCUUUUUCUG
Messenger RNA from Ctenocephalides felis (cat flea), 644 nucleotides. Its product is annotated as succinate--CoA ligase [ADP-forming] subunit beta, mitochondrial-like. The record is from RefSeq and is a predicted model, not a curated record. Gene Ontology annotation, cellular component: succinate-CoA ligase complex; mitochondrion. Lineage: Eukaryota; Metazoa; Arthropoda; Insecta; Siphonaptera; Pulicidae. Gene Ontology annotation, molecular function: ATP binding; metal ion binding; succinate-CoA ligase (ADP-forming) activity. The transcript has 4 exons. Bases 159 to 626 code for a protein of 155 amino acids. Gene Ontology annotation, biological process: tricarboxylic acid cycle; succinyl-CoA metabolic process.